CAGAGCGCAUGCCCCUCGAGCUCGCGACUGCGCGCACAACUAUCGACUUAUAACGUUAUCAAUGUCGAAUUCGUACUAGAACAACCGACUUAUAUUUAACAAUAGUUCUGGAAGCAGUGAAAAACGGUGUCUAUAAAAAUAAAUAUCAAUAUGAAAGUGUUUUAAUUCCAUGUAAACAAACGCAGACCAAAUUAGACAGUGUUUCUGAUGUACGACCGAGCUAGUAUUUUCGUAUUAUUGCUCCUCUUGUCCUUAGACUCUCGGGACUGUUCUGCGAGCAUACAAUACGAUGUUGUCAAUAAAAUAUCUCUUAAUACCGUUCAAGGCUGGGCAGUUAAACUUGGGACGGAGCUGUAUCACUUCGGAGAAUUUAUUACACGAAAGAAGGAAGUACAAGAUAGUUUCAAAUCUGCACAAAUUGAAUCAAGAGAUGGAGAGAAACUGGUACAAAACAUGGCAGACGAUAUACGAGCGAUGAUGGAACUAAAAAUAAGUGCCGUGAAACGAAUAGUGGAAGCGGCCGAAAAUAUGGCUUUCGAUAAACAAAACGAGAUCGUUCCUGAGGAUUACCAAUUUUACAAUAGCAAAGAGAUGGAAGAUCCCUAUGAUGAUAUGUCGCUAACUACGACACCAGAACCUGAGUUUACUAUGGAAAAUUGGAUUAUUAGACCCCCUUCUAAACCUGCUCAUGUUCAACAAAAUCCACACUUUUCCUACAUUCCUGUUAAUACGAAUUUUAGUAGUGUUCACGUUCCGACUAACGUUUAUGCUUGGGCACCGGAAGUGAUAAAAGGCAUUCACUGGUCAGAAGGCUUGGAUAAUCAUUUUAUUAAUAAUUAUCAAAGCGAUCCCACGUUGUCAUGGCAGUAUUUUGGCAGUUCUACUGGUUUUAUGAGACACUAUCCUGCAAUGAAGUGGCGUUCUGAUCCUGUGGACAUUUAUGACUGUCGCACGAGAGCCUGGUACAUGGAGGCUGCUGCCAGCCCUAAAGAUGUAGUUAUACUGGUUGAUCGCAGUGGAUCAAUGACUGGUCAAAGAAGGGACAUAGCCAAACAUGUGGUAACCAACAUUCUAGAUACGUUAGGAAAUAACGAUUUUGUAAGCGUCAUGACCUUUGCUGAUACUGUGGAGGAAGUUGUACCUUGUUUUGAAGAUUCCCUAGUUCAGGCUACACUUGCGAAUGUCAGGGAAAUAAAAUUAGCAUUGGAUAAUUUUGAAACCAUGGAAAUAGCAAACUUUUCGGCGGCACUCACACAGGCAUUUGAACUGCUGGAAAUUUAUAGGAAUAAUAGCGGAGGGGCAAAUUGUAAUCAGGCUAUAAUGCUAGUUACUGAUGGGGUGCCGUACAAUUAUAAGGAGCUCUUCGAGAAGUACAACUGGAAGUAUGAUACUCCAGUUCGAGUGUUCACGUACCUGAUAGGUCGCGAGGUAGCUGACGUGAGGGAAGUGAAGUGGAUGGCGUGUGCUAACAGAGGUUUCUACGUCCACCUGAGUACAUUAGCUGAAGUCCGCGAGCGUGUGUUAGAACACGUAAAUGUGUUAGCACGCCCUUUGGUGUUGCAGCGCGAAAAACAUCCAGUGGUCUGGACCCCUGUUUAUGCUAAUGUUACGGACCCUAAAGUAGCAGACUAUUUAUGGGAGCAACGUGAAAGAGCUGAACAAAAAGAACGUUUUAUGAGUCAACGGCGAGACAAGGUCCUUUUUAACUCUGAGAAAGAGCAAUACAGACGAUGGAGAAUAACUCAAAUGAAGCAGGGUCAGUAUAGUGAGAUCGGGAAUUCUCAAUACCAGUUGAUGACUUCUGUAUCUAUGCCAGUAUACGAUUUGCGUCACAAUGAGUUUUGUUUAACGGUCUCCCAUCAGAACAUCACAGAGAAUGUACUGAUAAAUGAAGCUUACUGGGUAUCAGUUACGAAAGAGAUGCGUAUAGCUAGAUUGUUAGGGGUAGCUGGUACAGAUGUGCCCCUGUCGGAAAUUCAAGCACUGAUGACUCCUUACAAGGUCGGCGUAAAUGGUUACGCGUUCAUAGUUACUAACAACGGGUACAUACUCAUACAUCCAGACCUCCGACCUGUUUUCCAGCAGAUCAUGAAGCCGAGUUAUAAUAGUGUGGAUAUGAUAGAAGUGGAGUUGUUUGAUGAUGAUCGAAGCCCAAGGAAUUUCAGCAAGGAACUAACUGCGCUCCGAAAAGAAAUCAUUGACCAAAAAACUGGAAAUAAGAUCAUGAAUGUAAAGUAUCAUAUGGACGACAUGAAACGGGUAUCGCGAGGCAAGCGACACUACUUCUGGACCGGUAUCAGCGAUUCUCCUUUCACUCUGGUUGUAGCCAUACCGGAGAACUAUGGCCGUCACUGCAUCACUCCGCCACCAACUGAUGACAUACAUCGGUUAUCACUCACGUCCAAAAAUAUUUCAGCUCGCCAAUAUCUGUCCGAUAAGUGGAGCGUACACCCUGAUUGGAUGUAUUGCCGUCACUACGAGCGUACUUUUUCAUCACCAGAAGAAGAAUUAUCUUAUUUUCUAGAGCGUGUAGCGAAGCCUGGCUGGCGUUGGCCGGCCAAACCACGUCCGCCUGAACACCAUAAGAACAAGGGCCAUGGACAUAGUGAAGAAGGCAGGAACAAAGCAUCAAACGCGACGCCUCGUAACGAGUAUUACUGCGAUCAUGGAUUAAUGCAGGCGUUGGUUUACGACGCGAGGAAUACGGCGUGGUUUAAUAAGAGCAUAUCGGAAUCCGCUUCUGACGACAAGGCGGCUGAAUUCAUUCAACGUUUCGGAUACAUAGUAGCGUUUUUGGCGACACACAGCGGUUUGACGAGAUGGCAAACACAUCCACCUAAAGAUCGUGAUGACAGGCCGGAAUUCGGGAAGCAAUGGCCCCGUGCGAUCGACGAGGUAUGGUACCGUCGUGCGGUGGAACAUCACUACGUGGACCCUCUCAGCUUCGUGUACAGCAUUGACCUCAGCACGGACAAGUUUCCUUUGAACGUGAGCUCUGCUAUGGUAACUGCUGCGCACGCUGUACUCCACGCAGACGGACAUAAGAAAGCGCCGGCCGCCGUCGUAGGAUUCCAAUUCAAACACGAGAGACUUAGCGAGUGGUUCGAGAAUAUAACCUCCUCGUGCGAACAUAACAAGGAAUGUGUGACUUGCACCUCGGAUAACUGGGACUGCUAUUUAGUCGACAACAACGGUUGGAUUAUUGUCAGUAAAGACACCACACAAACCGGUCAAUUCUUUGGGAAGGUCCGACCAGACAUAAUGAUGAAGUUGGUGGAAGAAGAUGUGUUUAAAGCGGUCCAUAUAAUUGAUUAUCAAGCUGUCUGCUUUAGAGAAAAAAAGACAACAAACCCUGCAACCAUGUUACUGACGCCACUAGAGAAUUUACGACAUAUUUUGACAUGGUUCAUGACUACGUCGAUAUGGUUGUACAACACUGUAGCUGUCACAUUGGCUCAGGGGUCUAGUUAUUCCAUAGACUAUGAGUAUGUUACAACCACUGGUGAGUUUUAUAGAUCGAGCACCGUAGACAGUGUGGCAUAUCACAAUUACGAGAAUGAUGAAGACACAGAUGAUCCGUCAAUGUCAAAACCUCCGACACGUAUAUUGGAAAGAGAUUUUGAAAAACUGGUGCUUAUAAAUAGGACGCGACCAACACCCUGCGAUCGCGAAAUGUACCUCUACCAAUUAGAGUACAAAAAUCUGGAUGAGAAACUGAACAAGCCAUUAAGAGAAUGCGAGAGACCUUUCUAUGCUCAAUUAGUUAAUUACACUAAUAUGUUGUUAGUUGUCGUGGACGCGAUGUGUGCUAAGGUGGAAGUGCCAAUGUACUCUAUAGACCCCACAGAGGUGCAAUACAAUGAAUCGCUUCCCUGUUUGAAGCAUAUGCACCCGCUAUACAGGAAGCAGCCUAACUCGUGCAUUCGGAAUCACACUGAAGAGAGCAACAUCGAUAUGUGCGGACGCUGCAGUUUGCUUUCAAAAACCAUCUUAUGGAUUCCAUUAAGCGUAAUUUUCCUACUUCAUUACUUCUAGAAAUGUUAUACUUAUACUUUACUGUUAAAUUGUCAAUAGUUUACAAAAACGUUAAUUUAUUUACAAAGAGUACGAGUUUAUUUGUAAAUGGACAUGUCAUAGUACAUAUCAAUAUUAAUGAGGAUCAACUUUAUUCCUAUCUUGUAGAAUUUUUCUAAAGUGCCACAACCGUGGCAUGAUUCAUAUCAGAUAAAUUAGGUAUUUUAAAUAAAAAACAUUUGAAGAUUUAGACAAAUUCUAUUAUUAAAUAUCUCUUGGGAGUAUUUUGGUUUUUGUUGUCGAGCUGUAUUUUUGCCCGUCCUAGACAUUUAAAUUUUUAAUUACAGAAUUUCAUGUCUUACUAAGUACAGUUAUCUGAAUCUCAUUAUAUAAUAUAUUAUAAUUGUUUUUGUAAGAAAAAAAAUGUGAUUUAUUUGGUACAAAAUAAAUAUUUAUUGUAUUC
This is a messenger RNA of Danaus plexippus (monarch butterfly), 4477 nucleotides long. RefSeq names its product voltage-dependent calcium channel subunit alpha-2/delta-3 (gene stj). The coding region runs from base 208 to 4035 and encodes 1275 amino acids. The transcript is spliced from 27 exons. Gene Ontology annotation, molecular function: voltage-gated calcium channel activity. Gene Ontology annotation, cellular component: voltage-gated calcium channel complex. The record is from RefSeq and is a predicted model, not a curated record. NCBI's taxonomy places the organism in Eukaryota, Metazoa, Arthropoda, Insecta, Lepidoptera, Nymphalidae.